GUUUUUGUCGUCGAUCCCCCCUAUGAGCAACGAGGAGGCUUUUUUUUUCUCCUCUCUACUGUUGUCUUUAGGUUAGCUAUGCUACAAUCUUUACUGUACCCAGCGCUAGCUAUAUGCGCCCCGCACCGCCACACACUUAGGAUCUGGGAAUAAAUCAACUUCCAGCCGGUCGCAGCCUGCGCCGAGAGACUACACACAGAUUCUGCAGGAGAUUACCCAGAGUGCCACUGGGCCGGAGGUCAUCCAGGAAGGAGAGCGCGCGAACGACGAAGCGAGAGGAACUGACACUGAUCGGAGGAGGAGGAGAGGAGGUGGAGCCUCGAGAGCCCCUCCCCCUCCAGCGAAGCCCCUCCCCCCACUGAGGAAGUGCACUUGAACGCCGCUGCUAUCUGUGAUGCCCUCCCAUGACGCCCAGGUCGGGAGCUGACGUUGCCAGUGAGCGGGAGACGCCACUGCACAACCGGUCCUGGGCCAGCGCCAUCAGCCGGUUUUCGCCCUCCCUCUCGCACACUGGAGACUACCCCUCUGUCUCCACACCCGCCGCCAUCGGCUCCGAUCCACCACAGUAAGCCCCCUUCAAAAUCAGACAGGCUGACGUUUUCAGCCAGCACCAGCAGCAGCCAAAUACCACCAGUAUCUUCAGCGUAAUCAGCAACACCAGCACCACCGUCGCCACCACAUCCACCAGCAGCCGCCAUGUCCAGUCGUAGGAAGUCCUCCACCCCCUGCAUGGUGCGGGUUGUCAGUGACCUUCCCGAAGAGCAGGGCGACCCGGAGGACAUAAUGGACGUGGAAAUGUUACCGGACAGCGGGGUGAGGGAAUCAGAAUCAUGUGAAUCAGCUGAGAAGAGCCAGAGCCCCAAGCAGGAGAAUCCAGAGUAUCCAGACCAGCAGAUGUUUCCAAAACUAGUGGAUGUCCAGAAUCCAGAGCCAUUAGAACAAGAGGAGCAGUCGGGUAAAGAGGACUCUAUCAACGAAGACGUCAUUGGAGGUGGAGACGUGAAGGACAGGGAGGUGUCCACCUCUGAGUCGGCUUCCCAGAAAAAGCAGCUCAGAGGCUACGAGUGCAAAUACUGCCCGUUCUCGACACAGAACCUGAAUGACUUCAAAGAGCACGUGGACUCGAGCCACCCUAAUGUUAUUCUCAACCCGCUGUACCUGUGUGCUGUCUGUAACUUCAGCACCAAGAAGUUUGACUCGCUGACAGAGCACAAUGAGAGCCGGCACCCGGGUGAGACAAACUUCAAGUUUAAGAGGGUAAAAAUGAACAAUCAGACUAUCUUGGAGCAGACAAUCGAAGGCAAAGACAAUUCAGUCGAAUGUGAUUUGACAAAUGAACAGGGUGAAGGCAACAAUAGAGGAGCGUUUCCGCCUUGCAUAUCCACCACAGUGAAAUCCCCGGACAAUAUCCAGUCACUUUAUCAGGGGAGUGAACUGAAAAGCCAGCUGGAUGGUCUGAUCCCGAAGGAUCAGAUCACGGCGGUCAACAUCAACGGAACAGUCAUAAUUCCUGAACCCACCAUCCUCCAAGGGCUCUCACAUGUCUCGCCGUUGCUCCAGCGCCCACCCAACUUUAACUCCAUACCAAAAAUAGCUGUUCCCCUGAACACCACCAAAUAUAAUCCUUCCCUGGACAACAACCUGACACUGAUCACUUCCUUCAACAAGUUUCCUUAUCCAACGCAUGCUGAGCUCUCGUGGUUGACUGCCGCCUCCAAGCACCCCGAGGAGCAGAUCAAAGUGUGGUUCACCACCCAGCGGCUGAAGCAAGGCAUCACCUGGUCCCCAGAGGAGGUGGAGGAAGCCAGGAAGAAGAUGUUCAAUGGCUCCAUCCCUCCUGCCCAUCACACUUUCACCGUCCUGCCUACAAGCCCCAUUUCUGAGCCGUCUGCCAAAGCCUCUCAGCACCCCAUCGUCCACACGACAGUCGAGCACUCAAGUCAUGUUAGGACAAGCAAUUCCAAUGGGUUAAGUGCAGUCACCGCCGCCACAAAUUCUGCCGCUGGGGUCACCAUUGGGUCCAGCCAUACUCUCAAACGAUCCCUACCGACCCACAUGACGACGAUGUUUGGCCCAGAAUCAAAGCGGCCCAUCAUGGCGGUUGCACCCCACUCUGGAGACCCUAAAGAGAAGGGCCUAAUGGCUCCUCCUCCGCCUCCACCACCCCUUAAAGAACGCCUUCCUAUGGCUCCGCCUCCCGUUCCCAUGGAGAUGAAGAGACCUGUAGCAGUUCCUCUGGUCCCCAUGGAAAUGAAGAGGUCAUCCGCUGCUGUGCCUUUAAUGCCCCCGCCAUCAUCAUCAUUAUCACCGUCUUUGUUGUCCAAAGGGAAGUUACUGACGUCAAUAGCUCCUGUUUCAUUGUCAGGAACCCCCAAAACUAAGCCGAUGAUGUCACUGCCCUCCAUAGUCUUUCCAGAGUCCUUAACAAGGCCUUUUAUAGCUCCCCCGCCUAUUAUUGCCCCUCCAUAUAAGAACUAUCUUAUUCCUCAUCCUGCGUCCAUCUCUUCCAAAGACAAGCACCCGAUCACCCAUGCUUUGUUAGCCCCAGAUCUGAAGCUGCCGAAUUCACCCCCUCUUAUCGGCCCACAGAUAAGGAGGCCAACUAUCAUUCAGUCAGCUCGUGCUCCAGCAAAAGCCCCGUCCCAGAUUCCAGGGUUCCCCUCUGAUGGCAAGAAAUCAAAGGAGCAGCAAGGAGUGGAACUGAAAGCCAGCUUCCCCAGAGGAGACAAAGUACUCACUCCUCUAUCAGAGGCCAAUGGCAUGUCGCGCACGGAUGCCAAAUGGUCGCGUGAUCAGUCCUCCCCUGCCCACAACAACGGAGUCAUUCAGUUUGAUGGCAGUGAGCCACCAGCACUGCUGAAACCCGAGCAAAAACAGAAGUCAUCGGUGCCCACCCAGUUCCCCCUGCUGGAGAGGAUGAAAGGAAAAACAGCGGAGCAGCUGAAGAUCUUGGAGGAGAACUUUCUUCGGAACAGCUUCCCCACACACAGCAACGUAGACAAUCUGGCGGCGACCACCCGACUGUCUCACCAGGAAAUUGACAGCUGGUUCCAGGAACGCCGUGCUCUCCGUGACAACCUGGAACAAGCCCUGCUCAACUCCAUGGGCACCAAGAGGAUGGUCGCCGGUAGCAUCAGCGCUCUACCGGACAAACGACCACAUCAUCAACAGCAGCAUCAGCAACACCAAACUCUACAGCUUAAUGGGAUUCACAAACCAAGCACCGGUGGGGGCCAUCUUAAAAGCCCUCCCCCAUCUUCCCCCAUCCUGCCCAUUGUUGCCCCUGGCCCCAUUGCCCCCUCAACCCCCAACCCGACUUCCUGCUCAGUGCCUCCAGACAGCCGAUCCCUGGCGCUCCUCAAGGACGAUUUUGCUCAAACACGGUGGCCUUCCCCUGAGGAGUUCAGCCAGCUGGAGGCUCGAACAGGCUUGGCACGCACCGACCUUGUCCGCUGGUUCAACGACAGCCGGUCAGCACUAAAGAGCGGCGGUAUGGAGUUGACGGAACUCUUUCACAACAGCACCGCUAGUGGGAUGAAUGGUGGGCAGGGGGCGCCAGUGAGCUCACCUGAAAAUGCUCCCAGCAUCAUCCAACGCUGCCAGGAAGGAGGCAUACCAAACAACGGCAGCAGUAAAGUGCUGGAGGGCGAUUUGGGCCGGCUAAUGGAGCAGCACACUAACAGCCUCAGCAGUCAGCAGCACCAGGAGCUCCAAGACUGGUUCAGCGGCAGGCUGAGGCAGCAGAGCGCAGCCGAGCUGAAGAACGGAGGGCAGAACGGAGGAGUCGGAGGAGCAGCGGGAGCCCGCGACGUGUUCGGGAGCUGGCUGGAGGACGGACACUCGAGGAGAGGACGGGAGCUGCUCCUGGACCGAGACAAGAAGAUGGCGGAGGACACUUCUGGGAGGCUGACUGGAUAAAAUGGUGCGAAUAGGAUUUGCCGCCGCCGCCGUCGCUGCUGUCAGUAACAUGCAGGAGGAAAGGAGAAACAGUCAAGCAAUGGAGGAAAACAGAAUUGAAGAUUUUUUUUUUUUUUUUUUAAAUCAUCAGAUAUUGUUUUGUUUUUUGAUUUUUUUUUUUCUUUUUUUUUUUUUAAUAUAUUUUUAUCACUUGAUUGUCGCAUCCCAGAUCACGCACAACAUUUCCCUCCAUCAUGUCGGAGGUAAUCUUGUCAGCCCCCCCCCCCCCCCCCCCCCCCGCCCCCCCUCGCAGUGACCCGCCGCCCCGCCCCGCAGAGCAAACAGACGAGCGUCACUCAGACGAGCCUCUGCAGCGGCAUGAACACACCCCGAAAUUAAAAACUUGACGAGUGCAAGAGAGAAAUGCAGGGCCGUGAUCUGUGAAAAUAAUUGAAAAUGCCCGACCCCACGAUGAAUCUCAAGUUGCCGCGGUUUCAUUUUUCACACCGGUGUGGGGCAGAGCCUCACCUCGUCCUCCCCGUGACGGGCGCAGAUGGAGAUCACAGGUGAAGAGUUCACCUCCAAAACGUUCUGGGGAAGAAAAAUCAUCGGCGCUUCCUCACUGAGUUUCUGUGAAGCUCAGAGGCUCCAGAGACAUUUUGUCAACCGAGUUUCUUUAAAAUGCAGCAGAUUUAUUGUGUCUAAGUGGAGCCGCUGCUGUUUUAAAACGGCACAUAUCUCAUCCUGAGGUCUGAGGUCUGUCCUGCGGCCUCACGUCCAAAUUACACUGCGGUAUAGAUCAGAGAACUUAAUAAAACAGCAUUUUAUCUCACGGCUUUGACUGCAGAACACAUUCAACAUCUGGGAGGAGGUUCAUGUUGGAGCGAGGCGGCGACAGCAGGGAAGCCAAUCAGCACUGAUCCAGUCCCAGCAGAGGAACCAAUCACAGCCCCAACGCAACCAAACCAACCAAUCACCGACAGGCUCCGGUCCCUAACUGGACCAAUGAAGAGUCUCCUUGAUAUUUGUAGUUGAACUAGACUGACUGAGUGGAGGUCCUGCUCUGUGAGGCAAAAAUCAAAGUUAAAGAAAUGCUCUUGUACAAACCCAUUAGGCUUCGUUCCCUCUUUGCACCAUUGAGCUUUAAUGUAUGCCACAUAAAUAAACCUAAAACUAAAACUAAACAUUCAAAAAAAAGUUCCAAAAAGUUCAGUUUUUCUUGAAUCCUGAAGCUCUGGAGUGUGAAACUCUCAAAAUUAGAAGUCCAGUUGCAUGACUGGCUGCUGCCAUCACUGCAUCAUUACUGCGACUGGCUCGUGACUUUCAAAAUAAGAGCUUCACACCUGGCUGACGGAGCGUCUCAGUCAGAAUCAAAGAGGCGAGUUCCUCAGAAACAAAACAGCAUAAAGAGCAGAAAGGCUGAACUUUCCCUUUAAAAAAAAUAAAAAUCUGUUUCCUCACCUUCCCUUUAAGUGAAGUAGGAAGAAAAAGCUGCUGGGGUGGCGAUCAAUAAGAUUGGCUCCUGGACUUUCCCUUUAAGAGCAGGCUUGUUUAGUGAUCAAUACGAUUGGUUUCUUAACACUGAGAGACCUUCCCUUUAAGAGCCGACUAGUUUAACGAUCAAUGUGAUUGGUUUCUUACUGUCCCGAACGUGCCCUUUAAAAAAAAAAAAAAAAAAUUUGCCAUAGUUAAUGAUCAAUACGCUGAACCUUCCCUUUAAGAGGAGGCAGUUUGUAAAAGCCCUGAACUUUCCCUUUAAGAAGCCUCGGCAUCAGUCUCGUGCGAAGGGGCUGACCGGGUCGAACGUGCUUUUUUUUUUUUUUUUUUUCCUCCUUGGGACGGAUGGAUGUGGACGAGGCGAUGUUGUGCGUGACCUGCGUUGCCAUGGAGACGCGCGGAGGCGAAAACCGGAGCACUGAAUGUGUGCCUGCAGCAGCGGUCUGACUGUACGACUGACCGACCGACAGGGUGGAUUUUUAGAAAAAACAAAAACACAAAAACAUGAACACACACACACACACGCACACACACACACUCAAAGAGGAAAAAAAAAAAAAAAAAAAAAAAAACGCCGAGUGCCAAAGCUGGGAUCUGCUGCAUUCUCACUACACUUUUGAAAAAAAACAAA
Molecule: messenger RNA, 6025 nt
Organism: Myripristis murdjan (pinecone soldierfish)
Lineage: Eukaryota; Metazoa; Chordata; Actinopteri; Holocentriformes; Holocentridae
Product: zinc fingers and homeoboxes protein 2-like
Exons: 5
Coding region: 697-3918 (1073 amino acids)
Biological process (GO): regulation of transcription by RNA polymerase II
Cellular component (GO): nucleus
Molecular function (GO): DNA binding; DNA-binding transcription factor activity, RNA polymerase II-specific
Source: RefSeq, a predicted model, not a curated record